AUGGCUCCUGAUAAUAGAGGCAGAAAAAGAGACUCACUGCUAAACCCCUUGAAUUGGGUGAAACGAUCUAGGUCGUCAUCUUCAGCCGCACGAGAAGGUCCCUCUACGACCUCACAAACAGACGAUACUUCGCGCUUCAAGGUAUUUUUGAGGCCUUCUACAAGCCGUCGACCAUCUAUAUCUCCGUCCUUAUUGCCCUCUCAAUCGUCAGAUCUCUGGAGCCAAGCCUUUCGUAAGGCAAAUGAUACAACUCAAAAAUGGCUCAAAGAACAAGGACUAGAUCUCCAUUCUUUAGACGGAAAACAAGUCCAAACUCAAGUCAAAGAGAUUAUUAGCCUCAUGAAAAGUAAAGACUUGUCAGAAGAUACUAGCGAACCGCUUAAAAUCGAGAUCGCGAAUCGCAAAAUCAUCGUUCGCGAGUAUCUCGCAGACGCUAUUGCUUUUGUUACUAUGGUUGGCGACGCAGCUAUUGUUUUCGCACCACCUCAAGCUAGUGCGCCGUGGGCUGUUGCAAAGGCCAUCAUGAAAAUCCCAGUUAAAAAUAUUGAGCAAAAAGCUGCUCUUUUUGGCACAAUCGAGUGGUUUAUACGCAUUACUCGCAGAGGGCAAAUUUACGAAUCUCUGUACACCACGGAAACAACAGACGAGGGCGCUGUAUCGAAUUUACAUAAUGCUCUUCUUGAGCUAUAUACAGCUGCUAUUGAGUUAGUAGCGAGGUUUGAUGUCAUGGCGAAAAAGGGAGCUUUUAAAGAAAUCUUAUCAGUUGUCCUAAGCCCCAAUUACGCUGCAGAUCUUGUCUCAAAUUUACGUAAAAAAGAGGAAGGCGUUGACAGCGAAAUCAGAUGUUGCAACGCAUCUCGCUCUGCUGUAUCAUCUGAGAAAAUGAAGUUCCAGUUAGAUGAUUUGAGAAAACAAUUGGUUCAGUUAUCUUCGCCACUACCUCGGAUCGAUGACAGCGUAUCCAGCCUCUUAGAAAAAGUCAACAAGAGAGAGCUAGAGGAGUUGAUGAUUUUUAUCAGCUCGGAAAUGUUUGGGAAAAGCCACGCUGCUGUUACAGAUACAAGAAUAGAAAACACUGGAAAUUGGCUAUUGGCCAACCGAGAUUUUCGUGCAUGGCAAGAUAUACCCUCCUCUUCAGCUGUUUUUUUACUCAAGGGGGCCGGCGGUACUGGCAAAACAUAUCUCACUUCUAGAGUGAUUGAUCAUGUAAAAAGCAACUUGGAGAAAUUCCCACACCAUGAAGGGUUUGCGUAUUUUUAUUGCAAUCGAUCUGGAUCCUCAAUGCAGCAGCCACUCGUCGUCUUACGAAGCUUCAUUCGUCAGCUAUCUGGUAAGGCCUUUGAUGAUUCUGAUGAAAUACAAAGCAGUCUUCGACAAAAAUGUUUAAAGGCGAAAAAGGAAAUGAGAGAAUUGAGCUAUAAGGAUUGCGAAGAGCUCAUCUUAGAAUCUUUAAAUCUCUAUUCAAAAACAACAAUCGUUCUCGAUGCAUUGGAUGAAUCUGAUGUUGCGACGUACAAUCUAGCAAAAUGUCUCAUUCAAAUGAUGGAAAAGUCUGAAAGGCCUGUGAAGAUCUUUAUAUCAAGCCGACCAGACCGGGAAUACUUGGAAGAAGUAUUCAAGGACAAGUUUCUAAUCACUGUGGAUGCCAGCAAUCAACACGAUGACAUCCAAAAAUAUCUGGAAGAUAAGCUCUAUUCAACUGAGAUAUUUAAACGGCGAAAACCAGAGACACAAGAUGAAAUAAAGCGGAGCAACUGCGACCUAAUCUGCAGGCAUCUGGCCGGCUUGAUUGAUGUUACGCAUCCAGACGCAGAAAGACACGCCGGGGCGCUGGGAGCCGCGUUUGGAAGAGGCAACUACGAUAUCUUGAAAUGGCUUGUAAUGGAGGCGAAUGCAGAUGUUAAUUUCCCUUGCCAUCGCAGAUAUAAGACACUAACUACUGCACAACUCGCUGCCAGUCGUUCCCCCGAUCUGCUGCAAUGGAUGGUGGAUCAUGGCGCCGUUGAUCUAGAGAGAGAGAAUGACGUGAGUCCCUAUUUUGGAAACGUUUUGAUCGCAGCAAUGGGGUACAGCGGCAGUGUGUGGUACAGCACUAUGGGGUAUGGCAAUAUCGAAUCGGUUCGAACUCUGCUCAAGGCUGGAGCCAAUGCUAAUGCUGCCGUGAAAAAUGGCAUGUACGGCAGUCCUCUUGUCGCAGCAGUAGAGAAGGUGAGUAUGGAAGAUCAUGUGGAAACUGUUAAGAUGCUCCUCGACAGCGGCGCGGAUCCAAAUUUGCAUCUGAUAAGUGGCAUGUAUGGCAGUGCGCUUGAGGCGUUGGUGUCGAAAAGACUUAGGUCUAAAAAUUCUGAAGAACAUCUCAGAGAAAUGCAGUACAUGCUACUUGAAGCUGGUGCGGACCCAGCAGUCCUGUCUGACCGAGGUGGACAUGGAAGCGCACUGGCUGCAGCAGCGUUCUAUGGACGCAAGGAUCUUCUCAAGGUCAUGAUUGACCGUGUCGGGACGGAGCGUGCUAUCAAUACACUUCGCCAGAGCAGGCAUCCCGAUAAACGAGAGUUUGAUGAACGAAACUUUAAUGGACGAGAUAGGAAGCGCCAGAAGGGCACAGCCAUAUAUCUUGCCAGGGAAGUGGGCGUAAAUAAAGACAUACUUGAUACCAUCGGCCUAGAGUAUGAAGAAGAAAUGGAAAUUUAG
Trichoderma asperellum CBS 433.97 is the source of this 2691-nucleotide messenger RNA. Lineage: Eukaryota; Fungi; Ascomycota; Sordariomycetes; Hypocreales; Hypocreaceae. The record is from RefSeq and is a predicted model, not a curated record.